CAUUACCUCUCCUCCCCGCACCGCCAUCGUCGCCUGUAAUCUCCUCCUUUUUAACUCACAGAAAAGAUAGAGGCAAGUCCCUGGAACCUUUUCCUACGAAAAAUUUCUUAAAUGUCUUUCUAGUAUUCUGCAAACUGAAGCAGGGUGGCAAAUAGAAGUGGAGUGGUCGAAAAGUUGUACCCUCGGGACUAGCUUUAUGGUUUAGCCCGGUUGCCAUGGAGACCAAUAGUAACACCGGUGCUCCGGCAGAAGCCGGGAGGCUAUGGCCACGUUAGCUCGGCUCCAGGCUCGGUCGACGUUCCUGGCACACCAGUACUACUUCAGGAACAGUGCUGUAGAUGUAUUUAGAAAAAAGGAGUAUGAUGCAGCAGUUAAAAUCCAGAGCUGGUUUCGAGGAUGUCGAAUUCGGGCAUAUCUCAGGUAUUUACACAGAGUAGCAACUGUUAUUCAAAAAUGUUGGAGAGGUUACUUAGGCAGACAACAUUAUCAACUAAUUGUGAAGUUAGAAUUUUGUACUAUGAAGAUGAAUCUCUACAACGCAAUGGCUGUCAGGAUUCAGAAGCGAUGGCGAGGCUAUCGAAUUCGGAAAUACUGCUUUAAUUAUUUUUAUUUGAAGGAGUACCUGAAGGCUGUUUCAGAGACCAAUGAUGCAAUUAGGGAGGCGUUAGAGGAGUUUGCAGAGAUGAAAGAAAGAGAAGAGAAGAAGGCCGACCUCGAAAGGGAAGAGAAGAAAAGAGAUUACCAAGCCCGAAAGAUGCAUUACCUCCUCAGCACAAAGCAGAUUCCAGGUAUAUACAAUUCACCAUUCAGAAAAGAUCCCGAUCCAUGGGAAUUGCGGUUACAGAAGGCAAAGCCCUUAAUAAGCCAAAGGCCUAAAGUUAAGCAGAAGCGCGAUGUCAACAUUAGCAACUGGCUGGCUUGUACGAGUGCCCGCUCCUUUCCUCAAUCUGAAAUUCUGCCACCCAUUGAUAGGAAGCAGUGUCAGGGACCUUUCCGUGAGAUCACCGAAGUACUGGAACAGCGCUACAAGCCUUUGGAGCCAACAUUGUGGAUGGCAGAACCCAUCAAUGAGUUAAAGAUGGCCAGAGAAGAACUCAGAAAACAGGAGUGGAUGCGAAAUAUAAAUGACAAUAUGUUUUUGCCAUUUUCUUCCUACCAUAAAAAUAAAAAGUACAUCCCAUUAAUGCAUUCAUCAAGCAAGUAUGGUCCCAAUUCGUACGGAAGUCAACAUUUUAGGGAUGAAAAUCCUAAGAAAUGGAUCUGUGACAAGGAUUUCCAAACUGUAUUACCAUCAUUUGAUCUCUUCUCAAAGUAUGGAAAAUUAUAUUCAAAAGCUGGACAAAUUAUAUAAAGAAAAUAAAAGAAGACAAAAGAUAAAAAGGAGGUUAAAGUGUGAAGUGAGUGUGGAAUAGAAGGACCCCCACUGCCUGGAUUCCUGGAUUCUACUUCUGUGACUGCUGAGUGACCUUGACACAAGUCUUUUAACCUCUGAAGUCUCUCUCUCUCUCUCUCUCUCUCUCUCUCUCUCUCAUUUGUCCCAAAGAAAAAUUGGGAAACACGUUUGGUUCAUUCAAAAAUUCUGCAGUUAUAAUAGUAAAAUAAAAAUGAGUAUCCUACAGA
This is a messenger RNA of Leopardus geoffroyi (Geoffroy's cat), 1620 nucleotides long. It is a transcript of the gene SPATA17, whose product is annotated as spermatogenesis associated 17. The transcript is spliced from 11 exons. Gene Ontology annotation, biological process: establishment of meiotic spindle localization; mitotic cell cycle; spindle organization. Bases 263 to 1351 code for a protein of 362 amino acids. Gene Ontology annotation, cellular component: spindle pole. Lineage: Eukaryota; Metazoa; Chordata; Mammalia; Carnivora; Felidae. The record is from RefSeq and is a predicted model, not a curated record. Gene Ontology annotation, molecular function: protein binding.